Molecule: messenger RNA, 951 nt
Organism: Colletotrichum siamense
Lineage: Eukaryota; Fungi; Ascomycota; Sordariomycetes; Glomerellales; Glomerellaceae
Gene: tropI-2
Product: Hydrolase tropI
Exons: 2
Coding region: 1-951 (316 amino acids)
Molecular function (GO): hydrolase activity
Source: RefSeq, a predicted model, not a curated record
AUGUCAGAUUCGCAGGCGCCUCGCUUUUGCGCGGACUGCUUCAAGGGGACCCUCCGCGGCGACGUCGAGCCGCAGGGCACGGAGGAGACGGUCAGCGGCCUGCCGACCUACGUCGCGCGCCCGGAGCCGGGCCGCGAGCCGGCCGGCAUCGUGGUCGUCAUCCCGGACGUGUUCGGGUGGAAGCUGCGCAACACGAGAGCCCUCGCCGAUGCGUAUGCGAAGAGGAUCCCGGCCGUGGUGCUGCUCCCCGAGGUCAUGAAUGGCUACGCAAUGCCCGACUCCGUCCUCACCGUCGGCGACCGCAUCGCGUCCGAGAAGUCGUGGCUGUACAAGCUCUUCUACCUCUACCCCGUCGGCGCCGCCACCAUGAUCCGCUACUUCGUCCCUCUCCUCCUCGCGACGCGCGCCGGCGUGCUCGUCCCGCGCAUCGCAAACUUCCUCCGCGCCCUCCGUCUCGACCCGCCGUCUCCGCUGCCGCGCCCGUCGACGUCCACAUCCGCCUCCGCAGACGGGGCCGGCGGCGAGACGUCUGCGUCCGCGGCGGCCAAGGGCCUCAAGAUCGGCGUCGCGGGUUUCUGCUGGGGCGGCAAGUACGCGAUCCAGCUGGCGCAGGGGACGGCCGGGCCGUUUGGCGAGGAGAGGCUCGUUGAUAUCGCGUAUACCGCGCACCCGAGCAUGGUGUCUGUGCCUGGGGACCUGGAGAAGGUGGCGCUACCGUUGAGCAUUGCCAACGGGGACGAUGACAUGAUGAUGCCGAGGGCCAAGAUGGCGCUGGCGAAGGAUAUUCUAGGGAAGAAGGGGGACUGCGAGGUUUGUGAAUAUGCUGGGGCCAAGCACGGGUUUGCGGUGAGGGGUGAUCCGAAUGAUGAAAGGCAGGCCGACUUGGGAAUGCGGGCGGAGGAUCAGGCUGUGGGGUGGUUUAGAAGGUGGUUUGGGCAGGGUCCUGAGUGA